AUGGGCCAUAACAUUUCUCUUUGGUUUGAUGCAUGGCACCCGGAUGAUAGACUGAUUGACGCUUAUGGUUUUCGGGCUGUUUAUGAUUCUUGCCUUAGUCUGAAUGCUUGUGUCUCCAUUGUUCUACAUGAAGGUUCCUGGAAUUGGCCCCCUGCUAGAUCAAAUGAUCUAGUGGCUAUUCAGGUUAGACUUUCGGAUGUUAAAAUUGGAGAAGUGGAUGUUGCUGUUUGGAAGUUCAAGAGUGGUGUUUACUUUUGUGGAGAAACUUGGCAUUUUCUUAGACCUAAGUUCCCUGUGGUCCCUUGGUGGAAGGUUGUAUGGCAUCCCAUGGUUAUUCCUCAGCAUGCUUUCAUAUUGUGGCUGGUUUUCAGACAGGCCACUGCGACUAAGGAGAAAAUUCUUAAGGGUAAGGGGAUGCACACCACUCUUUGUAAGCUUGGUUUGGCUACAGUUGUUUACCACAUUUGGAGGUUGCGAAAUGAGCUUUGUUUUGGAAAUUCCCCCUUUAUAGAGGAAGCCUUGGUUGCUCGGAUCAAAUGGGAUGUUAGGACCAAGGUGUUGACCCGAAAAUUCAAGAGAUCUCCUCUUGAUAGGCAACAUUCGGCUUUAUGGAUGUUGUAG
Messenger RNA from Alnus glutinosa, 621 nucleotides. RefSeq lists its product as uncharacterized. The record is from RefSeq and is a predicted model, not a curated record. The coding region runs from base 1 to 621 and encodes 206 amino acids. Lineage: Eukaryota; Viridiplantae; Streptophyta; Magnoliopsida; Fagales; Betulaceae. The transcript is spliced from 2 exons.